UUUUCAGACUGUAUCAUAUUAGCCUAAUUAGCAUAGCAGCAUCUCAACUACAGGAUAAUGGGACAUUCCCUCUGUCGUAAAAAACCAAAGCAUGAUGAUGGCGUGAAUCUUAAACAAUUUAGGGUGAUCAGUGACAGCACAGAUGAACGCGCGAAGCAUGUUACUAUCUAUGACAGAUGGAAUCUGGAGGGAACAAGAGAAUUCAUUGGUAAACUUAAACCUUAUCUAAAGGAAGAUAAUAUAAUUCUUACUACUGAGAACACAUAUCAGCAGACUUUCGUGGCAAAGAAACAGCCGCCGCUACUCGUAUUAUGUUGGCAUUAUUCCAGGAUUGAAACAGAUAUAAGAUACUCUCUGGAAUAUAUUGACAGUACUAAAUAUAAACGUCUUAUAGUAAUUCUGCUGCACUGGAAGAAGGACGAUAUAGAAAGACAUGCAGCAUCUCAGGCGGCGGAUUCAUCAUUAAUGUUCAUCGAUGCCUUCGUUCAAAAAGACAAAGAUAACAUAAAGGUUGCUGCCAAAGAAAUUAAGAAAGGUAUUCGUGAUAGAACAAUAUAACAUUUUACAGGUUGGCAAACAAUCAUGUGAUCUAUAAAUAUUAUGGGUACCAUUAUACCUAACAGCAACAAAGAUUUUACUAUCAUUUUCGAUCAAAAUAAUUAUAUUGAUAUCGGAUUUGUUCGCCACAAACUGCCUCUAGUAGGACGGAUUUAAUAUACAACAAUUGGCGUUAGUGUACGAAUCUCUUAAGUGUUACACGGACAAUUCUGUUUUCUUAUUUGAACUAGUCUGACGUUUAUAUGUACCUACAAGAGAUGGUAAUUGACAAGGUUGAAGAUGUAGCUAAUGUGACUAUUACAGUGAGUCGACGUAAAAGAAAAAAGCGUAUUGUUCUUUGGCUGCAAGAAAUUAAUAAAUCAUGUAUAAAUAAUAAGAAUGUUUCUAGCUAUAGAUCUCAUAAAAUAAUCACCCUAGCAGAUCCAGUGCUGCGAGACCUUUAUUUAUCAAAGUAAUUUUUUUAUUUUCUUACCAAUCUUAUGUUUAUACAUAAAAAGUAUA
Messenger RNA from Mercenaria mercenaria, 1059 nucleotides. RefSeq lists its product as uncharacterized. The coding region runs from base 58 to 558 and encodes 166 amino acids. The record is from RefSeq and is a predicted model, not a curated record. The transcript has 5 exons. NCBI's taxonomy places the organism in Eukaryota, Metazoa, Mollusca, Bivalvia, Venerida, Veneridae.